Molecule: messenger RNA, 825 nt
Organism: Penicillium canariense
Lineage: Eukaryota; Fungi; Ascomycota; Eurotiomycetes; Eurotiales; Aspergillaceae
Product: carbon-nitrogen hydrolase family protein
Exons: 5
Coding region: 1-825 (274 amino acids)
Molecular function (GO): hydrolase activity, acting on carbon-nitrogen (but not peptide) bonds, in linear amides
Source: RefSeq, a predicted model, not a curated record
AUGGUUUCUGUCGCUGUGGGGCAGCUCUGCGCGACAGCGAGCAUAGCCUCUAAUCUGGUGCAAUGCCAGACAUUGAUUCGAAAGGCUGCGGCCGCAGGAGCCAAGGUCCUGUUUUUGCCGGAGGCCUCAGACUAUCUUGCGUCUUCGGCAGAGGAGUCUUUUGCACUCGCCCAAUCCACAGAUUGUGGUAACUUCAUUGCAGCUCUACAGAAGGCAGCCCAAGUGGAGAAGAUGCAUAUAAAUGUUGGCAUCCACGAAGUAGCUUCUGAACAUAGGCUCAAGAACUCCUUGGUCUGGAUUGAUGAUAAAGGAGCCAUCACGCAAAGGUACCAGAAAAUACAUCUAUUUGACGUUGACAUCAAGGAUGGUCCUAUUUUGAAAGAGAGCAAGAAUGUCGAGCCAGGACGGAGUAUUCUUCCACCAUUUGAGACACCAGUUGGACGCGUCGGUUUGGCCAUUUGUUUUGACCUACGUUUCCCGGAAAUAAGCCUGGCAUUGCGACGCCAGAACGCGGAAGUCAUUACCUAUCCGUCCGCAUUCACAGUUCCUACAGGCAAAGCGCAUUGGGAAUCUCUACUCAAAGCCAGAGCAAUUGAGACUCAGUCCUAUGUAAUAGCAGCUGCACAGGGAGGCUUGCAUAAUGAGAAAAGACGCAGCUAUGGUCAUUCUAUGAUUGUGAACCCGUGGGGAGAGGUGGUAGCUGAAUUGGGUGAAGAAUAUCAAGAACCACAGAUUGCGACGGCGGAUAUUGACCUCGGGCUUGUGUCGAAGAUUAGGAGGGAGAUGCCUUUGCUUAGAAGGACUGACAUCUACCCGGAGAUUUAA